This is a messenger RNA of Otolemur garnettii (small-eared galago), 11598 nucleotides long. RefSeq names its product vacuolar protein sorting 13 homolog C (gene VPS13C). Gene Ontology annotation, cellular component: extrinsic component of membrane. Bases 92 to 11098 code for a protein of 3668 amino acids. The record is from RefSeq and is a predicted model, not a curated record. The transcript has 80 exons. Lineage: Eukaryota; Metazoa; Chordata; Mammalia; Primates; Galagidae. Gene Ontology annotation, biological process: protein targeting to vacuole; protein retention in Golgi apparatus; mitochondrion organization.
GCGCCCGAGGGGCUGUCAUUCGCGGCGCGGGUCGCCGCCCUCAGCUGCGCAGGGCGGUUCCGGCUCCUCCUCCUGCUGCCUCAGUCCCACCAUGGUGCUGGAGUCGGUGGUCGCGGACCUGCUGAACCGCUUCCUGGGGGACUAUGUGGAGAACCUGAACAAAUCUCAGCUGAAGCUGGGGAUCUGGGGCGGUAAUGUGGCUUUAGAUAAUCUACAGAUAAAAGAAAAUGCCUUGAGCGAAUUGGAUGUUCCAUUUAAAGUCAAGGCUGGCCAAAUUGAUAAAUUAACUCUGAAGAUUCCUUGGAAAAACCUUUAUGGAGAAGCAGUUGUUGCGACCUUAGAGGGAUUAUACCUGCUUGUUGUCCCUGGAGCAAGUAUUAAAUAUGAUGCUGAAAAAGAAGAAAAAUUGUUGCAGGAUAUUAAACAGAAAGAACUAUCUCGAAUUGAAGAGGCCCUUCAAAAAGCAGCAGAAAAAGAUAAGCCAAAAGAAGCCAAAAAGGAUACAUUUUUGGAAAAGUUGGCAACCCAAGUAAUAAAAAAUGUACAAGUAAAAAUCACAGAUAUUCACAUUAAAUAUGAAGAUGAUAUCACUGAUCCAAAGCGGCCUCUUUCAUUUGGUGUCACACUGGGAGAACUUAGUCUAUUGACUGCAAACGAACAUUGGACUCCAUGCAUAUUAAAUGAAGCAGAAAAAAUUAUAUACAAGAUUAUACGACUUGAUAGUCUCAGUGCCUACUGGAAUGUGAACUGCAGAAUGUCUUACCAGGGAUCAAGGGAACAAAUUUUGGAUCAGCUGAAAAAUGAAAUUCUAACAAGUAGAAAUAUACUCCCAAAUUAUCAAUGCAUUUUCCAGCCAGUAUCAGCCUCUGCAAAACUCUACAUGAAUCCUUAUGCAGAAACAGACCUCAAAACACCCAAACUGGACUGGAAUAUAGAAGUACAAAAUAUCGCCAUUGAACUGACCAAACCUCAGUACUUAAGUAUGAUUGACCUUUUGGAGUCAGUGGAUUAUAUGAUUAGAAAUGCCCCUUAUAGGAAAUAUAAGCCUUGUUUACCACUUCACACCAAUUGUCGACAAUGGUGGAAAUAUGCAAUUGAUUCUGUUCUUGAAGUUCAUGUAAGAAGGUAUAUGCAGAUGUGGUCAUGGAGUAACAUAAAAAAGCACAGGCAGCUACUCAGGAGUUAUAAAAUUGCCUUCCAGACCAAGUUAACCCAGACCAAAGUCUCAGAAGAAGUACAGAAACAAAUACAGGACUUGGAGAAGACUCUAGAUGUGUUUAACAUAAUUUUAGCAAGGCAACAAGCGCAAGUUGAGGUGAUUCGGUCUGGGCAGAAAUUGAGGAAAAAGUCUGCUGACAAAGGCGAGAAACGUGGAGGCUGGUUUAGUGGGUUCUGGGGUAAAAAGGAAUCUAAGAAAAAAGAUGAUGAAGAAUCAUUGAUUCCUGAAACUAUUGACGACCUUAUGACUCCAGAGGAAAAAGAUAAGCUCUUCACUGCCAUUGGUUAUAGUGAGAGUACCCACAACCUGACUUUGCCCAAACAGUAUGUCGCCCAUAUAAUGACCCUGAAGUUAGUAAGCACUUCUAUUACAAUCAGAGAAGACAAAAAUAUUCCAGAAAUACUGAAAAUUCAGAUAAUUGGCCUGGGCACUCAAGUAUCUCAGCGACCAGGAGCACAAGCACUUAAGGUGGAAGCAAAAUUAGAACACUGGUAUAUAACAGGUCUGAGACAGCAAGAUAUUAUACCAUCACUUGUGGCUUCAAUUGGUGAUACUACAUCAUCCUUGCUUAAAAUAGAGUUUGAAACCAAUCCAGAGAAUAGUCCUGCUGACCAGACUCUGGUUGUUGAGUCUCAGCCUGUGGAGGUCAUCUACGAUGCUAAAACCAUCAAUGCAGUGGUUGAAUUCUUUCAAUCAAAUAAGGGAUUGGAUCUUGAGCAAAUAACAUCAGCUACAUUGAUGAAGCUGGAAGAAAUUAAAGAGAGAACAGCUACAGGACUUACACAUAUUAUUGAAACUCGCAAAGUCUUUGAUUUAAGGAUAAAUCUGAUGCCUUCUUAUCUAGUAGUUCCACAGACAGGUUUCUACCAUGGAAAGUCAAACCUUCUGAUUUUAGAUUUUGGUACAUUUCAGCUCAAUAGUAAAGAUCAAGGUUUACAGAAGACUACUAAUUCAUCUCUGGAAGAAAUAAUGGAUAAGGCAUACGACAAGUUUGAUGUUGAUAUAAAAAGUGUGCAACUACUCUUUGCAAGAGCAGAGGAAAACUGGAAAAAGUGUCGAUUUCAGCGUCCGUCAACUAUGCAUGUAUUGCAUCCUAUGGAUAUUCAUGUUGAGUUGGCCAAGGCAAUGGUGGAAAAAGACAUUAGAAUGGCCAGAUUUAAAGUAUUUGGAGGACUUCCUUUGAUGCAUGUGAGAAUUUCUGAUCAGAAGAUGAAAGAUGUGCUAUGUUUGAUUAAUAGUAUACCUUUGCCACAGAAAUCACCUGCGCAGUCUCCAGAGAGACAGGUGCCCUCAACUGUUAUAACAAGUGGGACAAAAGGUCUACUCAGUACUUCACUGUUACUAGAUGGAGUGGAAUCAGAAUCUGAUGAUGAGUAUUUUGAUGCUGAAGAUGGAGAGUCACAGACUAGUAAAAGUAUUAGAGGAUCAGAACUGAAAAAAGCUUCAGAGCCCCCAAAUGAGGAGCUCAUUGAUCUUCUACUCAAGUUUGAAAUUAAGGAGGUGAUUUUGGAAUUUACUAAACAACAGAAAGAAGAAGAUACAAUUCUGGUAUUUAAUGUUACUCAGUUAGGAACAGAGGCUACAAUGAGAACAUUUGACUUAACUGCAGUAUCUUAUUUAAAGAAAAUCAGCUUGGAUUACCAUGAAAUUCAAGGAUCCAAAAAGAAACCCCUUCACUUGAUUAGCUCUUCUGAUAAACCUGGAUUAGAUCUAUUAAAAGUGGAGUAUAUUAAGGCUGAUAAGAAUGGACCUAGUUUUCAAACUACUUUUGGAAAAACUGAACAAACAGUUAAGGUGGCCUUUUCAUCUUUAAAUCUAUUGCUACAAACACAAGCUCUUCUCUCUUCUAUUAAUUACCUGACAACCAUUAUUCCAUCAGACGAUCAAAACACAGGUGUUGCCAGGGAGGUACAGAUUCCAACUGAAAAACAGCAAAAAAAUUCAGCUCUACAAAAAGUGAUCGUAUCCUCUAAAGAUAGUGACGUUAUUGGCUUCAGCCUCUUUGCCAAGUUGAAUGCUUUCAGUGUCAUUGUUUGUGAUGAAAAGAGCAAUAUUGCUGAAAUCAAGAUUCAAGGCCUUGAUUCCUCCCUUUCUCUUCAGUCAAGAAAACAGUCACUUUUUGCCAGACUGGAAAAUUUUGUUGUCACAGAUGUUGAUCCUAAGACAGCUCAUAAAAAAGCUGUGUCAAUAAUGGGAAAUGAAGUUUUUCGUUUUAACUUGGAUUUGUAUCCAGAUGCUACUGAGGGGAAUUCGUAUACUGACAUGUCCAAAGUGGAUGGUGUGCUGUCACUGCAUGUUGGCUGUAUUCAGAUUGUCUACCUUCACAAAUUCCUUAUGUCACUUCUGAACUUUCUGAACAAUUUCCAGACAGCCAAAGAGUCUUUGAGUGCUGCCACUGCUCAGGCUGCAGAAAAGGCUGCCACAAGUGUGAAAGAUCUUGCCCAGAGGAGUUACCGUGUCUCCAUCAACAUUGAUUUGAAGGCACCAGUUAUAAUCAUCCCACAGUCUUCCAUUUCCACCAGUGCAGUAGUGGUAGAUCUUGGGUUAAUCAGGGUGCAAAAUCAGUUCAGUUUGGUGUCUGGUGAAGACGACUUAAAUCCUCCAGUAAUUGAUAAAAUGGAUGUUCAGCUCACAAAGCUUAUGCUUUCUAGGACAGUGAUCCAGCCAGGUAGCUCCCAUCCUGAUAUUCAACUGUUGCAUCCAAUUAACUUGGAGCUUUUUAUAAAUCGGAAUCUAGCUGCAUCUUGGUACCACAAGGUGCCCGUUGUAGAAAUUAAAGGUCAUCUUGAUUCAUUGAAUGUUAGUCUAAAUCAAGAAGAUAUCAAUCUUUUAUUUAGGAUACUAUCAGAAAAUCUUGGUGAGGCUACUGAAGACAUGGAUAAAGUGAAACCAGUGGUACAAGAGGCAGGUGAAAUUAAAGAGUCUCUUGAAAUCUCUGUAUCACAAGAUGUACAUGCUUCAAAUGAUACUUUAACAACUGGAGUGGAAGAAAUUAGAUCUUUAGACAUCAUUAAUAUGCUGCUGAAUUUUGAAAUUAAAGAGGUUGUGGUUACUCUGAUGAAAAAAGCUGAAAAAGGAAGGCCUGUACAUGAACUGAAUAUCUUGCAGCUUGGAAUGGAAGCUAGAGUUAAAACCUAUGACAUGACUGCUGAAGCUUAUCUGAAAAAAAUUAGUAUGCGAUGUUUUGAUUUCACUGACUCUAAAGGAGAACCUCUUCAUAUUAUUAACUCUUCUAAUGUGACUGAGGAACCUCUUCUGAAAAUGUUAUUGACCAAGGCAGACAGUGAUGGACCACAGUUUAAAACUAUUCAUGACAAUACCAAACAGAGACUGAAGGUUUCAUUUUCAUCUUUAGACUUAGUACUUCAUUUGGAAGCUUUACUUUCCUUCAUGGAUUUUUUAUCGUCUGCUCUUCCAUCUUCUGGACCAUCCUCUUCUGAAAAGGAAUCUGAGCUGAAACACCUCAUGGGGGAAUCCAGAAGUAUUGUUGGCAAAGCUGUAUCUAGCAGUGCCUCUCAGAUGGACGUGUUUGAUUUAAAGGUCACAGCUGAAUUAAAUGCGUUUAAUGUCUUUGUCUGUGAUCAGAAAUGUAACAUUGCAGAUAUUAAAAUACAUGGAUUGGAUGCCUCAAUUUCUGUGAAGCCGAAGCAGACUGAUAUGUUUGCCAGACUUAAGGAUAUCAUAGUUACAAAUGUAGAUAUGCUGUCCAUUCACAAAAAGGCUGUCUCUAUUUUGGGAGAUGAAGUUUUUAGGUUCCAACUGACUCUUUAUCCUGACGCCACGGAAGGAGAGGCCUAUGCUGAUAUGUCUAAAGUAGAUGGCAAACUUUGUUUCAAAGUGGGUUGUAUUCAGAUAGUUUAUGUUCAUAAAUUCUUCAUGUCUCUUUUGAACUUCCUCAACAAUUUCCAAACUACUAAAGAAGCUUUGAGUGCAGCCACAGUCCAGGCUGCAGAGAGAGCUGCUUCCAGCAUGAAAGACUUGGCUCAAAAAAGUUUCCGCCUGCUGAUGGAUAUCAAUUUGAAAGCACCAGUUAUUAUUAUUCCUCAGUCUUCAGUAUCACCUAAUGCUGUUAUCGCAGAUUUGGGUUUAAUCAGAGUUGAAAACAAAUUUAGCUUGGUUUCCUUGGAACGUUUUUCUCUUCCCCCAGUGGUUGAUGAAAUGAACAUUCAGCUCACCCAGUUGAAGCUGUCCAGAACUAUUUUGCAAGCUGAUUUGCCACAACAUGACAUUGAAAUUUUAAAACCAGUCAACAUGCUUUUGUCCAUACAGCGAAAUUUAUCAGCAACAUGGUAUGUGCAAAUUCCAGGGAUGGAGAUAAAAGGAAAACUAAAACCUAUGCAGGUUGCUCUCAGUGAAGAUGACUUGACAAUUUUAAUGAAAAUUUUGCUAGAAAAUCUUGGAGAAGCUUCUUCACAGUCAACCCCUACACAGUCUGUGCAGGAAGCUGUGAGAACGAGAAAAAUAGAUGCUGCAAGUGGACUUGACCACCUCGGAGAACAGGAGGAUUUGACAGACUCAAACCUUUCUGUGGACCAGAAUGUCAUGCUACAAUUUGACUUUCACUUUGAAUCUCUUUCCAUUAUUCUUUAUAAUAAUGAUUUCAACCAGGAGUCCAAACUUUCAUUACAUAAUGACAGUUUCCGGCUUGGCGAACUCAGACUACAUCUUAUGGCCUCUUCGGGGAAGAUGUUUAAGGAUGGUUCGAUGAAUGUUGGCAUUAAACUUAAGACUUGUACCCUUGAUGAUCUCAGAGAAGGCAUUGAGAGAGCAACUUCGAGAAUGAUUGACAAAAAGGAUGACCAAGAUAAGAAAAGUUCUAUGAUUGAUAUAAGUUAUAAACAAGAUAAAAAUGGAAGUCAGAUUGAUGCUGUUCUUUGCAAGCUGUAUGUAUGUGCCAGUGUGGAGUUUCUGAUGACUGUAGCAGAUUUCUUUAUCAAAGCUGUGCCUCAGAGUCCAGAAAAUACGGCAAAAGAAACACAGAUCUCAAGACAGACUGCCACAGGGAAAGUUAAGACAGAGAAAGAUGACUCUGUAAGACCAAACAUGACUUUAAAGGCCAUGAUUAUAGAUCCAGAAGUGGUGUUUGUUGCCAACCUGAAAAAGGCUGAUGCCCCUGCUCUGGCAGCCUCAUUCCAGUGUAACCUCUCUCUGUCAACUUCCAAACUGGAACAGAUGAUGGAAGCUUCUGUGAGAGAUCUGAAAGUGCUCGCUUGCCCUUUUCUUAGAGAAAAGAGAGGGACAAACAUAACCACAGUCUUGCAGCCUUGCUCUUUAUUUAUGGAAAAAUGUACAUGGGCUUCAGGAAAACAAAAUAUAAAUAUUAUGGUUAAAGAAUUUAUUGUUAAGAUUUCACCCAUAAUUCUUAAUACUGUGAUGACCAUCAUGGCUGCUAUGUCUCCAAAGACAAAAGAAGAUGAAUCCAAAGACACCUCUAAGGAAAUGGAAAAUCUUUGGGGCGUCAGAUCCAUUAAUGAUUAUAACUCUUGGUUUCUUGGUGUUGACAUGGCAACAGAAAUAACAGAAAAUUUCCAAGACAUUGAACAUCCGUUGACUGAGGAAAAUUGCGCUGUUGUUGUGGAGUCAGUUCAAGUUACCUUAGAAUGUGGCCUUGGCCAUCGGACUGUGCCCUUAUUACUGGCAGAGUCUAGGUUUUCAGGAAAUAUUAAAAAUUGGACUUCCCUAAUGGCUGCUACAGCUGAUAUGACCCUAGAGGUAUGCCCACAUCAUUUAAUACUUCCAGAAUCUAAAAGUGUUAAGAAAAACCCAGUCCAGGAUAAAAGUUUGAUGCCAGGAGAUGAUUUUAUUCCUGAGCCACAAAUGGCAAUUCAUGUUUCUUCAGGGGAUACAAUGAAUAUGACAAUAUCCAAAAGUUGUCUUAAUGUUUUCAACAAUUUAGCAAAAGGUUUUUCAGAGGGUACUGCUUCUACUUUUGACUAUUGUUUAAAAGAUAGGGCUCCUUUCACGAUAAAAAAUGCUGUGGGAAUUCCCAUUAAGGUUCGACCCACUUGUAAUCUCAGAGUAAUGGGCUGUCCAGAAAAAACUGAAAUUUUUGAUAUUGAUACUGGCCAGAAUUUGGAAUUGGAAUAUGCUACCAUCGAACCUUCACGUCAAGGGAAACUAUCCAUAUUGAGCCGUCAAGAAAGCUCCCUCUUCAGUCUGACCUUUGUACCUCAUGGAUAUACAGAAGUUGCAAAUAUCCCUGUUGCCAGACCCGGACGGCGAUUGUAUAAUGUCCGGAAUCCCAAUGCCAGUCAUUCUGACUCGGUCUUGGUACAGAUUGAUGCAACUGAAGGGAAUAAAGUAAUUACCCUUCGCUCUCCUCUGCAGAUUAAAAACCAUUUCUCCAUUGAAUUUAUCAUCUAUAAAUUUGUUAAGAAUGUUAAGCUCUUGGAGCGCAUUGGAGUAGCCAGACCUGAAGAGGAGUUCCAUGUUCCUUUAGAUUCAUAUAGAUGCCAAUUGUUUAUUCAGCCAGCCGGAAUCUUAGAGCAUCAGUACAAAGAAUCCACCACUUACAUUUCCUGGAAGGAAGAACUUCACAGAAGCAAGGAAGUCAGAUGCGUGUUGCAGUGUCCAUCAGCCGAAGUCAGCUUCCUGCCUCUCAUAGUGAAUACAGUUGCUCUGCCUGAUGAACUGAGCUACAUAGGUGCACAUGGGGAAGACUGGGAUCCAGCUUACAUCAUUCACCUUUAUCCUCCUCUCACUUUGCGGAAUCUUCUCCCAUAUUCUCUAAGAUAUUUACUUGAGGGAACAGCAGAAACGCAUGAGCUAGCAGAAGGCAGUACUGCCGAUGUGCUACACUCGAGAAUCAGCGGAGAAAUAAUGGAAUUAGUUCUGGUGAAAUACCAGGGCAAAAAUUGGAAUGGACAUUUCCGCAUAAGUGAUACACUUCCUGAAUUCUUUCUUGUGUGUUUUUCCUCUGACUCCAGAGAAGUAAUGACAGUCGACCUGUCAGUACAUGUCAGGCGAAUUGGCAGCCGGAUGGUGCUGUCUGUCUUUAGUCCCUACUGGCUAAUCAAUAAGACUUCUCGGGUUCUCCAGUAUCGUUCAGAAGAUAUUCAUGUGAAACAUCCAGCUGACUUCAGGGAUAUUAUUUUAUUCUCUUUCAAGAAGAAGAACAUUUUUAGUAAAAAUAAGGUACAAUUAAAAAUUUCAACUAGCGCCUGGUCCAAUGGUUUCUCAUUGGACACAGUGGGAAGUUAUGGGUGUGUGAAGUGUCCUGCCAGUAAUAUGGAAUACCUGGUUGGUGUUAGCAUCAAAAUGAGCAGUUUUAAUCUUUCACGAAUAGUUACUCUGACUCCCUUUUGUACUAUUGCAAACAAGUCAUCAUUAGAACUGGAAGUUGGUGAAAUUGCAUCUGAUGGCUCGAUGCCAACUAGUAAAUGGAACUAUAUUGCUUCAUCAGAGUGCCUUCCAUUUUGGCCUGAAAAUUUGUCAGGCAAACUUUGUGUGAGAGUGGUUGGCUGUGAAGGAUCUUCCAAACCAUUCUUUUAUAACCGCCAGGAUAAUGGCACUUUAUUAAGUUUAGAAGAUCUGAAUUGCGGUAUCUUGGUGGAUGUAAACACUGCCGAGCAUUCAACUGUCAUAACUUUUACUGAUUACCAUGAAGGAUCUGCCCCUGCCCUGAUAAUAAAUCAUACGCCAUGGGACGUCCUCAUCUACAAACAGAGUGGGUCACCAGAGCAAGUGGAAUUGCUGCCGAGACAAGUUCGGCUUUUUGCCUGGGCAGAUCCUACUGGUACCAGAAAACUUACAUGGAGAUAUGCAGCAAAUGUUGGAGAACACGAUCUGUUAAAGGAUGACUGUGGACAGUUUCCCUAUGAUGCAAACAUUCAAAUACACUGGGUAUCAUUUCUGGAUGGGCGUCAGAGAGUUUUGCUUUUCACAGAUGAUGUUGCCUUGGUUUCCAAAGCACUGCAGGCAGAAGAAAUGGAACAGUCCAACCAUGAAGUAACCUUGUCUCUCCACAGUCUUGGGCUUUCACUGGUUAACAAUGAAAACAAACAGGAAGUUUCAUACAUUGGGAUAACCAGUUCUGGUGUUGUUUGGGAGAUGAAACCAAAACAGAAAUGGAAGCCAUUUAGUCAGAAGCAGAUAAUCUUAUUGGAGCAGUCUUAUCAGAAAUAUCAAGGUUCAAAAGGGCAUGGCUGGAUUAAGCUAGACCACAAUUUUGAGGUCAAUUUUGACAGAGUUCCAAUGGAAAUGCGCCUUCCUAUUCAGUGCCCUAUAAAACGAGAUUUUUUAUCAGGAAUUCAGAUUGAAUUUAAGCAGUCUCCUCACCAGAGAAGUUUAAGGGCCCGGUUGUACUGGCUUCAGAUUGAUAAUCAAUUACCAGGUGCAAUGUUUCCUGUUGUAUUUCAUCCCGUUGCCCCUCCUAAAUCUAUUGCUUUGGAUUCCGAGCCCAAACCUUUUAUAGACGUGAGUGUCAUCACAAGAUUUAAUGAGUACAGUAAAGUCUUACAAUUUAAGUAUUUUAUGGUCCUCAUUCAGGAAAUGGCCUUAAAAGUUGAUCAGGGGUUUCUAGGAGCCAUUGUAGGACUGUUUACCCCAAUAACUGACCCUGAAGCUGAAAGAAGACGGACAAAGCUAAUCCAAAAAGAUAUUGAUGCUCUAAACACAGAAUUAAUGGAGACUUCAAUGACUGACAUAUCAAUUCUUAGUUUCUUUGAACAUUUCCAUAUUUCUCCUGUUAAGUUGCAUUUAAGUCUUUCUUUGGGUUCUGGAGGUGAAGACUCAGACAAAGAAAAACAGGAAAUGAUCGCAAUUCAUUCUGUCAACCUGCUGUUGAAAAGUAUAGGUGCUACUUUGACUGAUGUGGAUGACCUUAUAUUCAAGCUUGCUUAUUAUGAAAUCCGAUAUCAAUUUUACAAGCGAGAUCAGCUAAUGUGGAGCGUUGUUAGGCAUUACAGUGAACAGUUCUUGAAACAGAUGUAUGUCCUUGUAUUGGGGUUAGAUGUGCUUGGAAACCCAUUUGGAUUAAUUAGAGGUCUGUCUGAAGGAGUUGAAGCUUUAUUUUAUGAACCCUUCCAGGGUGCUGUUCAAGGCCCUGAAGAAUUUGCUGAGGGGUUAGUGAUUGGAGUACGAAGUCUUUUUGGACACACAGUAGGUAUGUAUCAUAUGUUUGUGUAUUUGUAUAUAUUUCUAUUGUAUAAAACAGUUGAGUAUUUGACUCAGGUUUUUGAUGAGUUCAAACUUGCUCUUGCUAAAAUAUCUUUACGUAUUCAUUGUCCUUGGUUUUCUGAAGGUGCCAAAAAGGAGGGAGCAGCUGGAUUCUUUAAAGGGAUUGGAAAAGGACUUGUGGGAGCUGUGGCUCGUCCAACUGGUGGAAUCAUUGAUAUGGCCAGCAGUACCUUCCAAGGCAUUCAGAGGGUAGCAGAAUCAACUGAAGAGGUGUCUAGCCUGCGACCCCCUCGCCUGAUCCGUGAAGAUGGCAUCAUUCGUCCAUAUGACAGACAAGAGUCUGAGGGCUCUGACUUGUUUGAGAAUCAUAUCAAAAAGUUGGAAGGAGAGACUUACCGAUACCACUGUGCUGUUCCUGGAGGCAAGAAGACAAUCCUUAUGGUUACUAACAGACGAGUGUUGUAUAUAAAGGAAGUGGAAAUCCUAGGCCAUAUGUCUGUAGACUGGCAGUGUCCAUUUGAAGAUUUUGUAUAUCCUCCUAGCAUUGAUGAAAAUUUGCUAAAAAUUUCAACUAAGGAACAGGGUCUUUUCCACAAGAAAGACAGUGCCAAUCAAGGCUGCCUUCGGAAGAUUUACCUAAAGGAUCCUGCCACAGCAGAGAUUGCACGUAAUGCCAUUGAGGACGCACAGUUCACAAGACACCAGCAAAAGCUGAGGAAUCAGUCUUCACUGAGACUUCUCAGGCCCCAGAUACCAUCUUAAUACAGAUCUCAGGGGAGAAAACCAACCCACCCAUCUUGUCUGUGAAUCACUCUGCCUUACCAUGUGUAUUACCAUGUGUAUGUUAGCGAUCCCCUUCUACACUGCCACCUGAAUGGGUCAGGACAUUGAAGGAACAUCACUUUCAACUCAGAGUGAAAUUUUCAUUAGUAUUAAAAUGCAAACAAAAGGCAAUAGGCUUAUUUUGAAUUAAAGUACUUACUGAAAAAUAAGAAAGGCGCUUACAAUGACUAGUGUUGUUCAAAAAGUUUUACCUGUAGACAGAUGUUGGACACUUUGACAUUUUGUUUAAGGGCAAUUUGUUCAAUAAUUGAACUGAGAGAACAUUUUUUGGUAAAAGAGGUAAUUGACUAAAGAAAAGCCAAUAGGGAAGAAAUGGUGUUUUUGCUACUUUUUCUAAUGGAAACAUUGUUUUUCUCCUAAGACAAAUGUUUUACUUUGGUGCCUAGUUUUCCUCCUUGCAUUAUAAUAAAAGAAACAUG